AUUAACUCCACUGUUUGCUAAGAGAAAGUGGCAUACAUUUUUAAAGACUGAAAAUAAAAUUGACACCAAAGAACGCAAUGGAGGAAGUAGAGAACAGCUUGGGCAAGCUAAGGCAAUGCUUUAGGAGUGGUAGAACUCGAAGUGUUGCAUGGAGGAAAAACCAGAUAAGGGCUGUGCUUAAGCUCAUCCAUGACAAAGAAGAUGCUAUAUUCGAAGCUCUUCAACAAGAUCUUGGAAAGCAUCCGGUUGAAACUUUCCGUGAUGAGAUCGGGGUUGUGAAAAAAUCUGCAAAUUAUGCUUUGAGCAAUGUAAAGAAAUGGAUGGCCCCUAAGAAGCAACCUGUGCCUUUGUUGUUCUUCCCAUCAAAAGGAGAAGUGCUGCCCGAACCGUAUGGUGUGGUUCUCAUAUUUGGAUCUUGGAACUUCCCUAUCUCCGUGGCACUGGACCCAUUAAUAGGAGCUAUAUCUGCGGGGAAUGCAGUGGUGAUAAAACCAUCAGAGCAAGCUCCAGCAUGCGCUUCUUUUCUAGCUAAUAUUCUCCCUCUUUACUUGGAUGACAGUGCGAUUAAAGUGAUUUUGGGUGGAGCAAAUGAAAGUGAGCAACUGCUGCAGCACAAAUGGGAUAAAAUAUUCUUCACUGGAAGCCCACGAGUGGCGUCUCAAGUCAUGACUGCGGCUGCAAAGCAUUUGACACCUGUUACUCUUGAGUUGGGAGGAAAAUGCCCUGCAAUCCUGGAUUCUCUCUCCAGUCCUUCAGAUAUGAAGGUGGCAGUCAAACGAAUUGUAGGAGGGAAGUGGGGGGCGUGCAAUGGGCAGGCAUGUAUAGGAAUAGAUUAUGUACUCGUUGAAGACAAGUUCAAGUCUACUCUGAUAGAAAUAUUACAGAAGUAUAUCAAGAGAUUCUAUGGAGAGAACCCAAGAAAAUCUGGAAGUAUUUCCAGAAUAAUAAACAAGAACCACUUUGAGAGAUUGCAGAAUCUUCUUAAGGACCCCUUUGUUGCAGAUUCCAUUGUUCAUGGUGGUUCAUUAGAUGAAGAAGCACUGUAUAUCGAGCCCACAAUAUUGUUAAACCCUCCUCUUAAUGCUGAUAUCAUGAAUGAAGAAAUCUUUGGCCCUCUGCUUCCAAUAAUCACUGUGGAUAACAUUCGUGAAAGCGUUGACUUCAUAAAUUCAAGGCCAAAACCUCUUGCUAUUUAUGCCUUUACAAAAGAUGAAACAUUCAAGAGACAGAUUUUAGCUGAAACAUCCUCAGGAAGUGUUACAUUCAACGAUGCCUUAGUUCAAUUCCUAUGUGAUACUUUACCAUUUGGAGGUGUUGGUCAGAGUGGCAUUGGAAGGUACCAUGGUAAGUACACUUUUGAUACUUUCAGCCAUGAGAAAACAGUAAUGCAAAGAGCCUUCUUCCCUGAACUUGAGCCUAGGUAUCCACCAUGGAACGACUUCAAGCUGAAAUUUAUAAGAUUGGCAUACGAUUUUGACUAUCUUGGAAUACUCCUCCUCAUGCUGAAUUUGAAAAGAUAGCCAUAGUAUAUCAAGUCAAUUAUGUGGAGAUCAGAAUGUCGUUGAAUUUCAACAAUGUGGAGUAAUGUGCUAUACAUGCCUAUCUAUGUGGAAAGAUUGAAAAACAUGCAUCAUAUUGUGCUUAUUGGGUCUUUUUUUUUUUAAGCUGGGUGUGCUUAUUGAAUAUUGAGUACUGGAAAACUUAAAUUUCAUUUUGUUUGUUCGGAUGAUACUUAACAACUAAGGUUGCGUUUGUUUCA
Messenger RNA from Quercus lobata, 1759 nucleotides. It is a transcript of the gene ALDH3F1, whose product is annotated as aldehyde dehydrogenase 3F1. Bases 78 to 1520 code for a protein of 480 amino acids. Gene Ontology annotation, cellular component: cytoplasm. Gene Ontology annotation, biological process: aldehyde metabolic process. NCBI's taxonomy places the organism in Eukaryota, Viridiplantae, Streptophyta, Magnoliopsida, Fagales, Fagaceae. The record is from RefSeq and is a predicted model, not a curated record. Gene Ontology annotation, molecular function: aldehyde dehydrogenase (NAD+) activity. The transcript is spliced from 10 exons.